Messenger RNA from Trichechus manatus latirostris (Florida manatee), 3454 nucleotides. RefSeq names its product amyloid beta precursor protein binding family A member 2 (gene APBA2). Gene Ontology annotation, cellular component: cytoplasm; dendritic spine; plasma membrane. Gene Ontology annotation, biological process: chemical synaptic transmission. NCBI's taxonomy places the organism in Eukaryota, Metazoa, Chordata, Mammalia, Sirenia, Trichechidae. Bases 26 to 2257 code for a protein of 743 amino acids. Gene Ontology annotation, molecular function: protein binding; amyloid-beta binding. The record is from RefSeq and is a predicted model, not a curated record. The transcript has 11 exons.
GAUGAUGGCCGCGUGAGCACCCGCCAUGGCCAGCCGGAGGCACCAGAGCACCAUGAGCAGCAUGCUGGACCACAGGGUGCGGCCGGACCCCACGGCCCCCCACGGCCCUGAGCCUGAGAGUGAGGAGGUGGAGCUGCCCCUGGAGGAGUAUGUGCCCACGGGCCUGGAGCUGGUCACUCUGCGGCCUGAGAGCCCCCCGCCGGCAGAGCAGGAGUGCACUGACCACAGCCCCGAUGGGGACUCGAGCUCCGACUACGUCAACAACACCUCUGAGGAGGAGGACUAUGACGAGGGCCUCCCAGAGGAGGAGGAGGGCAUCACCUACUACAUCCGCUACUGCCCAGAGGAUGACAGCUACCUGGAAGGCAUGGACUGUAACGGGGAGGAGUACCUGGCCCAUGGUGCCCCGCAUGUGGAGACCGAUGAGUGCCAGGAGGCGGUGGAGGAGUGGACAGACUCGGCUGGCCUGCACCCCCUUGGCCCUGGGGCCGAAGGCAGCCAGGACUACCGGGAUGGCCACCUCCCUAUCCUGGAACAUGAGGCCUCCACGCUGGAGACCCAUGACCAGGAGGAAGGCGUCCACUAUUGUCCUGGUGAAGAGGGGUACCAGGACUACUACCCGGCAGAGGCCAAUGGGAAUGCAGGUGGGGCCUCCCCCUACCGCCUAAGGCGGGGGAACGGGGACCUGGAGGACCAGGAGGAAGACAUUGACCAGAUAGUGGCCGAGAUCAAGAUGAGCUUGAGCAUGACCAGCAUCACCAGUGCCGGCGAGGCCAGCCCCGAGCACACACACAUGCGGGGGUCCGAGCCAGGGCCCGGGGACUCCACAGAGGCCUGCUCGCCUGGCGAGACCAGCCGCGGUCCCAGCAGACACGAGGGCCGGCCCAAGUCUCUGAACCUCCCUGUGGAAACCAAGCACCCCGGAGACCCCCAGAGAGGCUUCAAGACCAAGACCAGGACCCCGGAGGAGAGGCCAAAGUGGCCCCAGGAGCAGGUUUGCAAUGGUUUGGAGCAGCCGAGGAAGCAGCAGCGCUCUGAUCUCAACGGACCCAUUGACAAUAACAACAUUCCAGAGACAAAGAAGGUGGCAUCAUUUCCGAGCUUUGUGGCUGUUCCAGGGCCCUGUGAACCCGAGGACCUCAUCGAUGGGAUCAUCUUUGCUGCCAACUACCUGGGGUCCACCCAGCUGCUGUCAGAGCGGAACCCGUCCAAGAACAUCAGGAUGGUGCAGGCACAGGAAGCCGUCAGCCGUGUCAAGGCUUCUGAGGGGGACGCCCAGACGCUGACCGAAGUGGACCUCUUCAUCUCCACCCAGAGGAUCAAGGUUCUAAAUGCAGACACACAGGAAACCAUGAUGGACCACGCCUUGCGCACCAUCUCCUACAUUGCCGACAUUGGGAACAUCGUGGUGUUGAUGGCCAGGCGCCGCAUGCCCCGGUCGGCGUCGCAGGAUUGCAUCGAGACCACACCUGGGGCCCAGGAGGGGAAGAAGCAGUACAAGAUGAUCUGCCACGUGUUCGAGUCAGAGGACGCCCAGCUCAUCGCCCAGUCUAUCGGGCAGGCCUUCAGCGUGGCCUACCAGGAGUUCCUGCGGGCCAACGGCAUCAACCCCGAAGACUUGAGCCAGAAGGAGUACAGUGACAUCAUCAACACCCAGGAGAUGUACAAUGACGACCUCAUCCACUUCUCAAACUCGGAGAACUGCAAGGAGCUGCAGCUGGAGAAGCACAAAGGAGAGAUCCUGGGCGUGGUGGUCGUGGAGUCGGGCUGGGGCUCCAUCCUGCCCACAGUGAUCCUGGCAAACAUGAUGAAUGGUGGCCCGGCGGCCCGCUCGGGGAAGCUGAGCAUCGGGGACCAGAUCAUGUCCAUCAAUGGCACCAGCCUGGUGGGGCUGCCUCUCGCCACCUGCCAGGGCAUCAUCAAGGGCCUGAAGAACCAGACGCAGGUGAAGCUCAACAUCGUCAGCUGCCCUCCAGUCACCACAGUCCUCAUCAAGCGGCCAGACCUCAAGUACCAGCUGGGCUUCAGUGUGCAGAAUGGAAUCAUUUGCAGCCUCAUGAGAGGGGGCAUCGCAGAACGAGGCGGCGUCCGCGUCGGCCACCGCAUCAUCGAGAUCAACGGGCAGAGUGUCGUGGCCACAGCCCACGAGAAGAUAGUUCAAGCCCUAUCUAAUUCUGUCGGGGAGAUCCACAUGAAGACGAUGCCUGCCGCCAUGUUCCGGCUCCUCACGGGCCAGGAGACCCCACUCUACAUCUAGGCUGCGGCCUCACCGAAGGAGCUCCACCGCCGGGCCCCAGAGGCACUGGGCACUUGGCUGCAGCGGGAGGCCAGGAUGUUGGGCCGACCCCGACCCUCAGCGUCGGAGGACUCGAGCUUCCCUGGUGGGCAUGCCCCCACCCACCCUUUUUUUUUUUUUUGGCCAAGAAGGGGUAUGUCUCUAUCAAAGGAGAGUCACAGAAACAGAACCUUUGUAAAACAUUCAAGUAUUUUGCCACAUUCCGAACUGUUUCCUCAGUGACUGACGAGGGUGUUGUGUGUACUCUGUGUGGUGUAGAGUGUGUGUCUUUUCUCCUUGAAGCUGUAGUGGACGUGGGUAUCUGACGGAUGGGCGAGGACAAGGGCCGCUGGGGAGGCCGUGACUGACUCUCUGUCCCCCCACUGGUCCCCUGGAGGCCCCUGACGGUACCAGAUAGGCGGACUCUGCCACCGCUUUUCAAGAACAUGGACAGCGCAGCCCCCAGGGUGACUUGUAAUUAAAGUUGGGAACACGGGACUGGUUGUCAUUAUUUAACAGGAAAGGAGGCAUUCCUGAGUUAAAUAAAGAGUGAUGGCCGCAACGUGAAAACUCCGUAUUUAUUUAGGUGAUAUUACUGUUUUUGACUUUAAUUUUGGCAAAUUGUUCUUCAGACUGAAGGGUUUUCAGAUGACCUAUGACCACAGCCGUUACUCCUGCCUCUCCCUAUAGUCUCUGUGAAGUUACCUGGGCACCCCCCGCUCCCCGCCACAGGGCUGGGGACAGCUCAUUCUCCUCCCAGGGACACGGAGAGCACCUAGUGUCUACGGUCGAUGGAAAAUCUACCUGGACACGCACAGCCACACACGUGCCGCCCGCCCGCCCAGAUAGUCCCCCGCAGAGACCACCACCAGCUGCUGCAUUCCCCGAGCAGCCGGCGAUGCGUGUCGGUGACCGGGUGGGCAGGGCGCUGUCACCAUCAGCAGCGUUCACGCGUGUCGGUCCACUAACACAUAGUCUAGGUAGAUUCAUUAGAGGUCAGCGUUAACUGGUGUCAUUUUGUCUGGAGCCCCUUUCUUUGGCCCAGGCCGUGAAGAAUACACUGUGACUUAAGAAGCCUUACCUUGCAGUAUCUAAAGCUGUAGGAUUCCUGUAUCUGAGGAGUAACCUGUGUGUUGCAUGCAGCUGACCUUAGGAAGACUUCGCUAAUAUCGCCAAUAA